This is a messenger RNA of Jaculus jaculus (lesser Egyptian jerboa), 5970 nucleotides long. It is a transcript of the gene Setd1a, whose product is annotated as SET domain containing 1A, histone lysine methyltransferase. Lineage: Eukaryota; Metazoa; Chordata; Mammalia; Rodentia; Dipodidae. Gene Ontology annotation, molecular function: RNA binding; protein binding; histone H3K4 methyltransferase activity. Gene Ontology annotation, cellular component: Set1C/COMPASS complex. The record is from RefSeq and is a predicted model, not a curated record. The transcript is spliced from 19 exons. Bases 218 to 5335 code for a protein of 1705 amino acids.
CCAGGUCGGAGCAGCUGGAUAGGGGUGGUGAAGCCCACUCUCCGGGGGAUGCAGCCCAUCUCCACGCUCCCUGGGACACAACUCCCGAGGCUUAUAAGGCGUUGGCCGAGGCAAAGCCACUACCUUUGGCCCCGAGGAUCUCCCGUGAGCGUCGGUGGCGAAAGUGCGAAUGCAGACGCUGUGCCCGCUGGGCCUUGUGCAGUGUAAAUGAGCAAAGAUGGACCAGGAAGGUGGGGGAGAUGGGCAGAAGGCCCCGAGCUUCCAGUGGCGGAACUACAAGCUCAUCGUGGAUCCUGCCUUGGACCCUGCCUUGCGCAGGCCUUCUCAAAAGGUGUACCGCUAUGAUGGAGUCCACUUCAGUGUCAGUGACUCAAAGUAUACACCAGUUGAAGACCUUCAAGACCCCCGUUGCCAUGUCAGGUCCAAGAACAGAGACUUCUCCCUCCCAGUCCCUAAGUUUAAGCUGGAUGAAUUCUAUAUCGGACAGAUCCCACUGAAGGAAGUGACUUUUGCAAGGCUCAAUGACAACGUGCGGGAAACCUUCCUGAAGGAUAUGUGCCGAAAGUAUGGUGAGGUGGAAGAGGUAGAGAUCCUCCUUCACCCCCGUACUCGCAAGCACCUGGGUCUAGCCCGUGUGCUCUUUACCAGCACUCGGGGUGCCAAGGAAACUGUCAAAAACCUCCACCUUACCUCCGUCAUGGGCAACAUCAUCCAUGCCCAGCUUGAUAUCAAAGGACAACAGCGAAUGAAGUACUAUGAAUUGAUUGUCAAUGGCUCCUACACCCCUCAGACUGUGCCCACUGGGGGCAAGGCCUUGAGUGAGAAGUUCCAGGGUUCUGGUGUUACAGUUGAGACGACUGAUGUCCGCCGCCGCUCUUCCUCUGACACAGUUGCCUACCCAGCAGGCACUGCUGUGGGGAGCACCCCUGGCAAUGGCACCCCUUGCUCCCAGGAUACAAGCUUCUCUAGUCGACAAGAUACCCCAUCUUCCUUUGGCCAGUUCACCCCUCAGUCCUCCCAAGGAACCCCCUACACAUCUCGGGGCAGUACACCCUACUCUCAGGACUCAGCCUACUCCAGCAGUACUACUUCAACCUCCUUCAAGCCCCGAAGAUCAGAGAACAGCUACCAAGAUUCCUUUUCUCGCCGCCAUUUCUCUGCAUCUUCAGCCCCCACAACUGCCUCUGUUGCCAUCUCAGCCACCACAGCAGUCACUACUGCAUCUUCCUCCUCUUCCUCCUCAUUGUCCUCAUCUUCCUCAUCAUCCUCUUCUUCCUCGGCUUCUCAGUUUCGUGGUUCUGACUCAAACUACCCAUCAUAUUAUGAAAGCUGGAAUCGCUACCAGCGCCAUACUUCAUACCCACCCCGCCGGGCAACAAGGGAGGACCCCCCUGGGGCCCUUUUUGCUGAAAAUACAGCUGAACGCUUCCCACCUUCCUACACCUCUUAUUUACCCCCUGAGCCCAACCGGUCCACUGAUCAAGACUACCGGCCUCCUGCUUCAGAGGCGCCACCCCCAGAACCUCCAGAACCUGGUGGAGGAGGUGGGGGGCCCAGCCCUGAGAGAGAAGAAGCCCGGACUUCCCCCCACCCAGUGUCACCAGCUCGUUCUGGCUCCCCAGCCCCAGAGACUACCAAUGAAAGUGUGCCCUUUGCUCAGCACAGCAGCCUGGAUUCCCGCAUUGAAAUGCUGCUAAAGGAACAGCGCUCUAAAUUUUCUUUCCUGGCUUCUGACACAGAGGAGGAGGAAGAGAACAACAGUACAGGCCCUGGGGUUAGAGAUGCAGGGAGUGAAGUGGUUUCUGGGUCAGGUCAUGGUCCUUGCACGCCCCCUCCAGCUCCAGCUAAUUUUGAAGAUGUGGCACCAACAGGGAGUGGAGAACUGGGGGCUACCAGGGAGUCUCCUAAAGCCAAUGGACAGAGCCAGGCUUCCCCAUGUUCUUCUGGAGAGGAUAUGGAGAUCUCUGAUGAUGACAGGGGUGGCUCACCCCCUCCGGCCCCAACACCUCCCCAGCAACCUCCACCACCGCCACCACCUCCUCCCCCUCCCUACCUUGCUUCCCUUCCCCUUGGUUAUCCUCCCCAUCAAUCUGCCUACCUCCUUCCACCCCGUCCUGAUGGGCCACCACCCCCUGAGUACCCACCCCCACCCCCACCACCACCCCACAUCUAUGACUUUGUGAACUCCCUGGAACUUAUGGAUCGACUUGGGGCUCAGUGGGGAGGGAUGCCUAUGUCCUUCCAGAUGCAGACUCAGAUGUUAACUCGGCUCCACCAGCUACGACAGGGCAAGGGAUUGACUGCUGCCUCAGCUGGUCCUCCUGGUGGGGCCUUUGGCGAGGCCUUUCUUCCUUUCCCGCCCCCACAAGAAGCAACCUAUGGCUUGCCCUAUGCUCUGUACACACAAGGGCAAGAAGGCCGUGGAGCAUACUCCCGAGAGGCCUAUCACCUGCCUUUGCCCAUGGCCGCUGAGCCUCUGCCCUCUUCAGUCUCGGGAGAAGAGGCACGGCUGCCUCUCAGGGAGGAAGCAGAGCAGGCAGAAGGCAAGACUCUACCAUCAGCAGGCACUGUGGGCCGUGUGCUAGCUACCCUAGUACAAGAGAUGAAGAGCAUCAUGCAGCGAGACCUCAACCGCAAGAUGGUGGAGAAUGUGGCCUUUGGAGCUUUUGACCAGUGGUGGGAAAGUAAGGAAGAGAAGGCGAAGCCAUUUCAGAAUGCAGCCAAACAGCAAGCUAAGGAGGAGGAUAAAGAGAAGAUGAAGCUCAAAGAGCCAGGCAUGCUGUCCCUUGUAGACUGGGCCAAGAGUGGAGGUGCUACAGGCAUAGAAGCCUUCACCUUUGGAUCAGGGCUUCGAGGGGCUCUGCGGCUACCUUCUUUCAAGGUAAAGCGGAAGGAACCAUCAGAAAUUUCAGAGGCUAGUGAGGAAAAGAGGCCCCGGCCCUCUACUCCAGCUGAGGAAGAUGAAGAUGAUCCUGAGCGAGAGAAGGAGGCUGGGGAAUCAGGACGCCCGGGGACCAAGCCCCCAAAGAGAGAUGAAGAGAGAGGCAAGACACAGGGCAAGCACCGGAAGGCCUUUGCUCUGGACAGUGAAGGGGAGGAAGCAUCCCAGGAGUCUUCCUCAGAUAAGGAUGAGGAGGAGGAUGAGGAAGAUGAGGAAGAUGAAGAGCAAGAGGAAGCUGUUGAUGCCACCAAGAAGGAGACAGAGGCAUCAGAUGAUGAGGAAAGCGAUUCGUCCUCCAAAUGUUCUCUGUAUGCUGAUUCAGAUGGUGAAAAUGGUAGCACGUCAGACUCUGAGAGCAGCAGUUCCUCCAACUCCUCGUCUUCGUCAUCUUCCUCCUCAUCCUCAUCAUCCUCUUCAUCAUCAGAGUCCUCCUCCUCCUCCUCUGAAGAAGAAGAAGAAGAAGAAGAGGAGGAAGAGGAGCAUCCAGCAACCAUUCCCUCAGCCUCAUUGCCCUCUAGAGAAGUCCCGGAGCCCCUCCCAGCUCCUCCUGAGCAGCCUGAACCCAACAGGGGUGAAGGUUCCCCCAUCACACCUCUCCCUGAAAAGGAGACCUCUCCAGCAAGGCCUACAGGUCCCUCUGAAGAGCCACCACCCAGUAUGCCCCAGCCUCCCCCAGAGCCACCAGCUGGACCCCCAGUCUCUACACCCCGCCCAGAUGAGCGCCCUUCUUCCCCUAUCCCUCUCCUGCCCCCACCCAAGAAACGCCGGAAAACUGUCUCCUUUUCUGCUGUGGAGGAGGUGCCAGCUCCAGAACCACCCCCUGCUGCCCCGGUACAGGCCAAGUCUCCUGGCCCAGUCUCUCGCAAAGUCCCCCGGGGCAUGGAGCGGACCAUUCGCAACCUGCCCCUGGACCAUGCAUCUCUGGUCAAGAGUUGGCCUGAGGAGGUGGCCCGAGGGGUUCGCAGCCGAGCUGGAGGCCGAAGCCGCUCCAAUGAGGAGGAAGAAGCUGAGCCAGGGACAGAAGUUGACCUAGCGGUGCUGGCCGAUUUGGCCCUGACCCCUGCCCGAUGUAGGUUGACCUCUCUGCCUACUGGUGACGACUCAGAGGCCACUGAGACUUCAGAUGAGGCUGAGCGCCCAAGCCUCCUGCUCAGCCACAUCCUGCUGGAGCACAACUAUGCCCUGGCCAUCAAACCCCCAUCUGCCUUGACAGCACCUCGGCCCUUGGAGCCAUCUCCUGCCCCUGCCACGCUCUUCAGCUCCCCAGCUGAUGAGGUCUUGGAAGCUCCUGAGGUGGUAGUGGCUGAGGCAGAGGAGCCAAAGCAGCUACAGCCACAGCUGCAGCAGCCAGAGGAGGAAGGGGGGGAGGAGGAGGAGGAGGAGGAGGAGUCUGAAUCUUCAGAGAGUAGCAGCAGCAGUAGCAGUGAGGAAGAGGGAGCCAUCCGGCGACGCAGCCUGCGUUCCCAUACCCGGCGCCGGCGGCCACCCCUCCCACCCCCGCCACCUCCUUCCUUUGAGCCCCGAAGUGAGUUUGAGCAGAUGACCAUCUUAUAUGACAUUUGGAACUCAGGCCUGGACUUGGAAGAUAUGAGUUACCUGAGGCUCACAUAUGAGCAGUUGCUGCAGCAGACCAGUGGUGCUGACUGGCUUAAUGACACCCACUGGGUCCAUCACACAAUCACCAACCUAAGCACUCCAAAGCGAAAGCGGCGACCCCAGGAUGGCCCCCGUGAGCACCAGACUGGCUCUGCACGCAGUGAAGGCUAUUACCCCAUCAGUAAGAAAGAGAAAGACAAGUACUUGGACGUGUGCCCUGUCUCAGCCCGGCAGCUGGAAGGCGUGGACACUCAGGGGACUAAUCGGGUGCUUUCUGAGCGACGAUCGGAGCAGCGGCGGCUGCUGAGUGCUAUUGGCACUUCAGCCAUCAUGGAUAGUGACUUGCUAAAGCUAAACCAGCUCAAGUUCCGAAAGAAGAAGCUCCGAUUUGGCCGGAGCCGGAUUCAUGAGUGGGGUCUGUUUGCCAUGGAGCCCAUUGCAGCUGACGAGAUGGUGAUAGAAUAUGUGGGCCAGAACAUCCGCCAGAUGGUGGCUGACAUGCGGGAGAAGCGCUAUGUGCAGGAGGGUAUUGGCAGCAGUUACCUGUUCCGGGUGGACCACGACACCAUCAUUGAUGCCACCAAGUGUGGCAAUCUUGCCAGGUUCAUCAACCACUGUUGCACGCCCAACUGCUAUGCCAAGGUGAUCACCAUUGAGUCUCAGAAGAAGAUCGUGAUCUACUCCAAGCAGCCCAUCGGUGUGGAUGAGGAGAUCACCUAUGACUACAAGUUCCCGUUGGAGGACAACAAGAUACCCUGUCUGUGUGGCACUGAAAGCUGCCGAGGCUCCCUCAACUGAAGUGGGGCAGGACUGGUGCCCUCACUCCUAUUUAUUCCCCUUGGUGCCCUGAGCCCUAGCACCCCCAGCCUUAGUGGGCUCAGCCAGGCCCACAUGCCCCCAUCACCACAUGUGAGAUGGGGGGCUCUAAACCCAGCGAGGGAGCUUCAGUCCCUUGAGGCAAUCUGCCUCUCCCAUGUCCCUUCCCACACACCCUCAUUUUUUCUUUGCGGAGAAGAAGCUGUAAAUGUUUUGUAGCUGCCAGCAGCUGUUUCCUGUGGAAACCUGGGGUGCCGGCCUGUACAGAUCCUAUUCUUGAGGGGCUGCACAGCCCUCUACUUUGUGUUAACGGGGACAUCCCCUUCUGCCCUAUGUGCAUCCUCCCCAGUUUAGGGGGUCUCUAGGGGCAGUGGCCAUGUUCUCCCCCCAGGGGGGCCCUGGGCCCCCAGUCCUGGGGACUCUGUGCCUGGAACCCUGCCUCAUCUUGUGUCCCUGCCAGACCCUGUGGGUCAUCCUCACACCAUGGUGUCUGGAGGCUCUGGCUCAACCAGGCUGGGGUGGGGAUGGCCUUCUUGUUGGGCUGGAGUGUACAUAUGUUAAUAGUGCAAACCCAACGCCACAUUUUUAUAAUUGUGAUUAAACUUUAUUGUACAAAA